AUGGCCAUCUCCACUAACAAGAUUGCUCGUAUUAAGCACUAUGAGAUCCUUGAAACAAUUGGUGAAGGCAACUUCGCCAAAGUGAAGUUGGCCUGGCAUGCUCUGACCAAGGGACUGGUAGCCAUCAAGGUCAUCCAAAAGACAAAUCAGAGACUCUCCAGCGUCAAGGAGCAGUUCCGAGAGGUUGACAGCCUGAGAACUGUAAACCACCCGAAUAUUGUGAAGCUACUGGAAGUGAUCGACACUGAGGAGACUCUGUUUAUCGUAAUGGAGUACGUCAGCGGGGGAGACUUGCAAACAUACUUGGAGGCCAAAGGCCGCAUGACGGAGGGGGAAGCCCGAGGCCCGUUCUGCCAGCUGGUCUCGGCUCUGCAGCACUGCCACCAGCGGGGCGUGGUGCACCGGGAUUUGAAGCUGGGCAACCUCCUCCUCGACGCCAACAACAACAUAAAAAUCUCGGACUUCGGCCUUAGCAACCAGUGGCACCCAGGAAAUGAGCUCGAUACUUUCUGCGGCAGCCCCGCGUUCAUGGCCCCAGAACUCUUCCUGGGGAUGCCUUACACAGGCCCAGAGGUGGAUGUGUGGAGCCUCGGCGUCGUCCUGUACACCAUGGUAACUGGAUCCCUCCCCUUCGGGGGACAAGACUUCUGGGAGCUGCGGCAGUGUGUGCUUAGCGGGCAGUACCAUGUGCCCAAAUAUCUAUCCACCAACAUAACAGACUUAAUAGAAAGAAUGCUAACGCUCAAGCCUACCGACAGAGGCACACUAGAUGACGUCUGGCAGCACGCAUGGGUGAACAUGGGCCAGGAGGAGCCCCUCCCGCCAGCCUGUGGUGAGCACCCUGGGGUGACAGUGGAGAUGAUACUGGGCUGGUGCAGGGACCUAAUCCAGGGCUUAGACACAAGCAGCGUCAGUGACAUGAAUGAACCCAAGAUGAGGGUCCGCACCAUCAAGGUGAGGCCGGCCGUCUCCUCUGACCUCAGCAGCCAAGAACAUACGCCUCCCGCCAGCCCUGAGGAGUCCAUCCUUAUUCCCGCCUGGCUUUGGGAGACCACUGAGCAGCAGGAGAACCAGGAGUCAAGAGAGAAGACCAGAGAGCCUGCCACUCCCCCACCCUGCCCGGGGGCGAGGACCGUCAGCCCCAGCCCAGCCCCCUCCACCCGCAACACCCAUGGUGAGAGCAGCGCCCGAGCCGCCGAUCACGCCGGUGACCGCCACGCCACGUGCGGGACCAGGCUCACCUGCUGCACCUGCGGCAGGCAUGACAGCAGCCACACCUGUGACACCAGCCUCACCAGUGACGCCAGGGGCGCCUGCCACACCAUCAGCACCUGCGACAGCUGCGGAACCAGAGGAACCAGCCUCACCCGUGACGCCUGCAGCACCCGGGACACCAGGCACACCUGGGAUCACAGCCUCACCCAUGACGCCUGCAGCACCCGGGACACCAGCCUCACCUGUGAUCCCAGCCUCACCUGUCACGCCCCAAGCACCCGGGACACCAGCCUCACCUGUGUCGCCCCAAGCACCCGGAACCCUACUGGGGCCUGCAAUGUACAUGACACCCGUGGCAACCGUGAUACCUGUGACACCAGUGCCACUAGCGACAGCUGCCUCACCCCUGGCACCAGGGGCACCCACGACACAGAUGGCACUCAUGGCACCUGUGACACCCUCAACACCAGUGGCACCCAUGACAACAAUGGCAAAGUCGCUGAAGGAACCCACUGCCUCCCGGAUGUGCCUGAUACAGGAAGCUCCACCCUUGUUGGGCAGCCCGAGAGUAUGUCCCCAGUCACUCCCUCUGGCCUCACCCAGAAAAAGAAGGGGGUGGCUGGAAGAAUAUGGAGAUGUCUCUCCAGAUAUCUCUGCUGUGGGCUGCCCAGCAAGAGGGCUAAUAAAGUGAAGCCGGAAAUAGCGAAUGGAUGA
Molecule: messenger RNA, 1929 nt
Organism: Budorcas taxicolor (takin)
Lineage: Eukaryota; Metazoa; Chordata; Mammalia; Artiodactyla; Bovidae
Product: serine/threonine-protein kinase MARK2-like
Exons: 1
Coding region: 1-1929 (642 amino acids)
Biological process (GO): protein phosphorylation; intracellular signal transduction; microtubule cytoskeleton organization
Cellular component (GO): cytoplasm
Molecular function (GO): protein serine/threonine kinase activity; tau-protein kinase activity; ATP binding
Source: RefSeq, a predicted model, not a curated record